CUGCAUGGGAGAGCUGUAUGCUUUUUGGAUUGAACUAAUAAAGCUGGAAAAAUCAGAUGUUAGUACACUCACUUCAGAGUUGAACACAGCAGUACAAAUGAAUCUAUUCUUUCGCUUGAUGUCAGUGAACUAGCAAGUGAAUAUUGGCACUCAGAAAUUUGAUUUAAUGGUUGAGAUGAAGAUAAGAUAGUAUCUGUGUUCAGAGGUGUUGGCUAUCAGACAAAGUCCUACAAUCAAAACAAUCAAUAGCAAAGCCAAUGGGAAGCAUUCUGCGGAUUAUGAGGCAUCUGAAGAUAAACUGGAAAUGCUUGCUUGUAUGCAUAGAGCGUUUGAGGCUCUUGGUUUAGCGAUCCCCCCUGAUAAUACUCCUUCAGCUGUAAUAUACUCUAUUCUUCAGAAGGGUAUAUCAGAUAGUCUUUCACGAUGUCCACCUAAUCAUAUGGGCAAGUCAGUCAUCCCAUUGACUGGUAUAACUGAUCGUCAAUGGUCACAGAUAAGUCGUAUUGCUGCUUUACUUCAACAACAAUACGCCAGUCGUCAAGCUACACUCCUGAAACGUUUAGAUGUUACAGUACAAAGUUUUAAAUGGUCAGAUAAGGCGAAAUCUCAUUUAGACCGUAUCACUGCUGUUUAUAAUCCAAUCAGAGCAAGGAUGGCUGUACGUGAUAAUAUGAUAUUCCUGAUUGAGAAGACAAGUGGUUCUAAUGCACGUCGUUAUACAUCAUGUGAUUUAAAUAAGAUUCUUAUUGGAAGAGUUCCUGAUCGAGGUGGUAGAGCUUGGGAAUUAGAACCUCCUCCACCUGAAAUGCCUGCUUUUAAACAACGUCAGCCAGAUAGUGGUGGUGGACAAAGAGGUGGUCGAGGCGGCGGUGGUUUCGGGGAUCGUGGUAGAGGUCGCGGUGAUGGUGGAUAUGGUGGUAGUGGAGGUGGUGGUUACAGUCGUGGUGGAUCUGGAAAUGAAAGAAGAGGUGAUGGUGGUAGCGGUGGGAGAGGAGGUAUGGGAGGCGGUGGUUUUACUCAGCCGCCUCAGAUGCAUGGUCAACCUAUGCCGUAUAUGGGUGGUGGUGGAGGUGGCGGUUAUAUUGCAGAUCCUUAUCAAAUGGCUGCAAUCAACCAACAAAUGAGUGGGAUGAUGUUAUUUGAACCUGGAUUAUCUACUGGUCCACAGCAAAAUUUUGUCUUUCAAAAAACACCGAAAUGCUGGAACCUACUGGAACCGGUUACACCUAGACUUUAUGGCCUACCGAAACAGCAUAAAAACGGUCUGCCUCUACGACCAGUUCUUGACAUGACUAACUCUCCAUAUCAUACAACAGCAAAAUGGUUGGUACAACUUUUGAAGCCUCUCCACAAAGAAGUUGUGAAAUACAGUCUCAAAGAUACCUUUGAAUUUGUCAGAAAGAUUGAGGAUCUGGAAGUAAAUAAUAAGCCUACAAGCGGGUACGUCGCUGGUGAUGCUAAUUAUAGUAGAGGUCAACGAGGCGGACGUGGAGGUAGUGGUCGAGGAGGUCGUGGAAGACCUUACUAA
Messenger RNA from Heterobilharzia americana, 1528 nucleotides. NCBI's taxonomy places the organism in Eukaryota, Metazoa, Platyhelminthes, Trematoda, Strigeidida, Schistosomatidae. The record is from the annotation of a GenBank genome assembly.